Messenger RNA from Morchella sextelata, 1526 nucleotides. RefSeq lists its product as uncharacterized. The annotation marks the transcript as partial. The record is from RefSeq and is a predicted model, not a curated record. The transcript has a single exon. Lineage: Eukaryota; Fungi; Ascomycota; Pezizomycetes; Pezizales; Morchellaceae.
AUGUUGAAAAGACAAAGAGAAACAAGUUUGGAACCCGCUGUUAAACAGAGAAGGUUGGAACAGAGGCUUCCCUCCUUACCAGUUCAUGGAAAAAGACCUAUACUGAAGGCAGGACUGUCAUGGACGGUCAAAGGAAAGGAUGAAGGCGCCCAAGGGUCUUUCCUGUUUGACACCGGUUGUACAGGAGCAAUCCUCAACCAGAGUUUUGUCAGGAAGCAUGGAAUUCCCUUAGUGCGGCGAGAUCAACCUCUGACAAUGUUUGAUGCUCAAGGAGAUGUCAUGAUGGGAGGAGGCGAGUAUUAUACUCACCCGGUCCGCAUGAUUAUGGGAGAUCAUAAGGAGACACUCCGAUGGGAAGUGGCUACUUUGGAAGAAGGAAUGACCGGUUACCUGCCAAUUAGUUGGGCUAGGAAGCAUAACCCGGACAUCAACUGGGAACUCAACACCAUGAGCUGGAGGAGUGACUACUGCAAGCAGAAUUGUCUCCCAGCGGCCACCAAGAUCGAACUGAUCACUCCAUACCAAAUGUUGGAAGAAGAAGAGACAGUCUAUCAAUUGGUAGGUUCAGUAUGGCAUGAUGAGGACGGAGGUGAUAUUGCUGAGAAAAUACACCACCUAUACCGGGAUUGGGCUGAUGUGUUCAGUCAAGAGAAGAUUGAGGAAAUGCCGCCGCAUUCCCAUAAUGAUUUGAAGAUCAAACUCUUGCCUGGCACCGCUCCCCCAUUUGGCCCGCUGUACCCAUGUUCCGCUCCAGAGUUGAAGGCCCUCCGAGAGUACCUGGAUAAAGAAUUGUCUUCAGGAAAGAUCUCUAGAUCUAAUAGCCCUGCUGCGGCGCCCAUAUUGUUCAUUCCUAAGAAAGAUGGUACAUUGCGGAUUUGUGUGGAUUACAGAGGUUUGAACAAGGUCACUGUCAAGGACAAGUACCCGCUGCCUAUCAUGAGCGAGCUCAGAGACAGGUUGUUCAAGGCCAAGAUCUUCACAAAGAUAGACCUGAAGAACGGCUUCAAUUUGAUCAGGAUAGCCGAAGGUGAUGAGUGGAAAACUGCUUUCAGAACCCGCUAUGGACUGUAUCAGUAUAAUGUGAUGCCGUUUGGUCUAUGCAAUGCCCCCUCCGCCUUCCAGGCAAUGAUCAAUGAUGCGCUAAAAGAACUACUAGAUGAAGGAGUGGUUGUCUAUAUUGAUGACAUCCUCAUCUACUCGGAAACUGAGAAGGAGCAUGAGAUACUGGUCAAGAAGUUACUACAGAAGCUUAGGGAAGCUAAGCUCUGUGCCUCCAUCAGUAAGACAUCCUUCCAUGUCCGAGAAGUAGAAUAUCUAGGCUAUCACAUCUCGGAAAAGGGGGUAUCUAUGUCAGAAGACAAGGUGGAGGCAGUUAAGGAAUGGCCUGUUCCGGAGAAUAUUAAGGCAGUACAGGCAUUCCUCGGAUUUGCAAACUUCUAUCGCCGCUUCAUUGAAGGCUUCAGUAAAGUUUGCAAACCAUUAACUGAUCUCCUGCAAAAGGACAAGAAAUGGUAUUGGACGGCAGU